Molecule: messenger RNA, 2088 nt
Organism: Ornithodoros turicata
Lineage: Eukaryota; Metazoa; Arthropoda; Arachnida; Ixodida; Argasidae
Exons: 2
Coding region: 151-2082 (643 amino acids)
Source: RefSeq, a predicted model, not a curated record
AUUACGGUGAGUCCAUGCAUCAUACGGCCAUCUUUUGACUGGACAAAAAGAAGAAAAAGAAGCUCCCUUGGCGGCUCAAGGCCAUCUUUUGAUUGGAAGAAGAAGAAGAAGGAAAAGGAGGAGGAAGAAGAAGAACUGAAGAACUCUGUCAUGAACGUAUUUUUGAAGAGACCGUUCCGAAGAGUUGGCAAUACAACUAUCACCCUGAAGGUACCAUCUUUAUGCGUUCGGUACACCAAACCUAUCCUGUUUACGACAGCCACCACCUUCAUUCUGCUGUCAGUGAUAGCGUCGAACGAGGAGGCGUUCCCCAAACUGAAAUUCGUGAUGGAAGGCCGCCAAUUGGAACCAAAGGUGCGAGGAUAUGUCGUCGAUACUGAAGGAUGUAGGAUUCCAGAUUUCGAUCCGUUCGAUGACUCUGUUAUAGACUGUUACAAACCCGUAUCUCCUUACAAAUGUGACGCGAGACCCUCAUUUAUUCAGCAGAAGGGCAAUGUCCUCCUCCUCGACACGCACAUUCUCAAGAUUCACUACAAUAUCACCCCGGAGCACUUGCGUUGCACAUACAGCAUUAUCAAGAGGAACGACUCGAUAGGCAAUUCAGACUACGUCACCGUUUACGGCGGAAGACGCAUCCUUCAAUUUGGCAGGCCCAUACGCGCGGAAUACGUCAGGGUACGGUGCAAGCACGCAGCAGCAGCUACACUUGUCGACGAUUUCUUCAUGUUUCCCGUUCUGAAAGCCGACGUGGAACACCGGUGCGAGAAUGCCAAGCCUUCCAAAGACCACAUGAAUAUCGUUUUCUUGGGCUUAGACAGUGUCUCGCGACUAAAUUCACUCCGGCAACUUCGAAAGACGAGGAAGUACCUUUACGAGAACCUGGACCCAAUAGAGCUGUACGGUUUCAACAAAGCUGGUGACAAUUCCUUCCCGAAUCAACUCGCCAUGCUCACGGGCCAGUCCGAAGCAGAAGGUAACGCGGUGUGUCGCAAGGGCUUUUACGACGACCAACAACUCAUAUGGAAGACGUACUCGCAGAUGGGAUACCGAACCAUGUUCCUCGAAGAGACUCCCAGGUUCGGGCUUUUCACCUAUCUCUGCAAAGGUUUCCAUCAGAACCCGACCGACUACUACCCACGGCCUUUCAUGAUAGCGCUGGAACUUUCGGGUGUUCAAGCCCACAAUAUAAGCUCGGGGCCCUACUGUGUUGGAUCACGCCUGCAGUCCACGAUGUACCUCGAGUACACUACGUCGCUGCUAGCACUGCUUCGAGAUCGACCUUACUUUACUUACACGUGGUUGUCGGACUUAUCGCACGACGAGCUAAAUUCGGCGGGCUACGCCGAUCAGCUCUUAAGGAAUACGUUGGAGACGCUAUCUAAUACGGGAAUCCUGAACAGGUCGCUCGUUAUACUGUUGAGCGACCACGGCCUCCGCUACGGAGCCAUUCGUGGAACACUCAUGGGGAAGUACGAAGACCGUCUUCCAUUUUCUUUCUUUCUUUUCCCGCCGUCAUUCCGAAAAGAGUACCCGGAAGUUAUGCAAAACCUUCGCAUUAACCAACACAGACUCACUACGCCCUACGAUGUUCACGCCACUUUGCUCGAACUAACAACAUUCCCGAGAACUAUGGCCGAACCCCAGUUUCCGACCGAGCGGGGCUUGAGCCUUUUGCACGAAAUUCCGCGGGAACGGACGUGCUCUUCUGCCUCCAUUCCUCCGCACUAUUGCUGUUGCAGGACGCACGAAGACAAGAGCAUAUGCAACGCUUUGGCAUGGAGUAUAGCCAAGUUUCUCGUCCGCGACGUGAACGAGAAACUGGACAAGGAUGCCCCCGGACUGUGCGAAACUCACCGACUGGUGGCUGUCCUGGACGUCCGCAAGAUAUCGACUGGCGGUGGAACCGACUACUUUCUGGUGACUGUAUCGACCACGCCAGGCGAAGUCAUCAUUGAGGGUACCGUAGGGGUUGUGGGGAACGGGAACUUCACGGUAGAUAAUAUUAGUCGGUUGACCCUGUACAGAGGCCAGUCUCACUGUGCCCGCACGAGGUUAGCAAUAAAGCUAUGUGUGUGCAAAUAGCAUCGC